AUGUCAACUCCAGACAUCUUUAGUCUCAAGAAGCAAUUGGUUCUUUAUGGAGCUCAUCAUUUCAACAAAGUCAAUAUUGCAAUCCACAUGGUGUUUGUGCCUGUCAUCUUCUGGACAUCGCUCGUAUUUGCCUCCAAAACUGGUCCAUUAAUCUCGGCCGAGUCUUUGCCAAGUUUCUUACAAUGGUUGUCAGUAUGGGAACUCAACCUUAGUUUUUUCGUUGUGGUUUUUUAUGACGCUUACUACGCUAUACUUGACCCAAUUGCAGCUCUGUUAUAUGCUCCCAUCUUAUUCACCAUGACAUACACUGCCACACAAUUCCAAUUGACCAGACCGGCAGCUAUCCAGGAAGCACUUGUGCUCCAUAUUGUUUCCUGGAUUUUCCAAUUCAUUGGACAUGGUGUUGCCGAGAAAAGAAGUCCUCGUCUGGUUGAUAAUCUUGUUCAAGCCUUGGUUUCUGCCCCAUAUUUUGUGUUCUUUGAGAUUCUUUUCUAUCUCGGAUACCGACCAGAUCUUUACAGAGAAAUGUCUAUUGAUGUAGCCAAGGAUGUAAAGGCAUUCCGUGCUCGCCGAGAAGCCCAAAGAAAGGCCAAGUCCCUUUAA
Messenger RNA from Phycomyces blakesleeanus NRRL 1555(-), 603 nucleotides. RefSeq lists its product as hypothetical. Gene Ontology annotation, cellular component: endoplasmic reticulum. The record is from RefSeq and is a predicted model, not a curated record. Gene Ontology annotation, biological process: sphingoid catabolic process. The transcript has 4 exons. Lineage: Eukaryota; Fungi; Mucoromycota; Mucoromycetes; Mucorales; Phycomycetaceae. Bases 1 to 603 code for a protein of 200 amino acids.